Molecule: messenger RNA, 1038 nt
Organism: Monoraphidium neglectum
Lineage: Eukaryota; Viridiplantae; Chlorophyta; Chlorophyceae; Sphaeropleales; Selenastraceae
Exons: 4
Coding region: 1-1038 (345 amino acids)
Biological process (GO): mitotic DNA replication checkpoint signaling
Cellular component (GO): nucleus
Molecular function (GO): DNA replication origin binding
Source: RefSeq, a predicted model, not a curated record
AUGCUGCCCCACCAGCCGGGCGUCCGCGCCCUGGUCAUCGGGAUAGCAAACAGCAUAGACCUGACCGAGCGCGCCCUGCCUGCCCUGAAGCUGCGCGGCUGCACGCCGGCGCUGGUGGCGUUCCCCGCCUACACCGCGGCCCAGGCAGCGGCAAUCCUGAAAGCGUGCCUUGCGCAGCUGCCGGAGAGGCUCAUAGACAGCACCGCCCUCGAGCUGUGCGCCCGCCAGGUGGCCUCCACGAGCGGCGACCUGCGCCUGGCGGUCAAGGCGUGCCGCGCCGCGCUGGACGCGCUCGCGCUCGCGCGCGCUGGGCACUUCGCGGCGGCGGCGGCGGCAGCAGGCAAGCCGAGCGCCGGCGGCCAGCAGCAGCAGCAGCAGCAGCAGGAGCAGGAGCGGCAGGGUCAGCAGCAGCAGGCAGCGGCGGGCGGCAAGGCGUCGCAGGCGUGCGUGGGCGUGAGGGACAUGAUGGCGGCGCUGGGGCGGCUGGCAGGCGUGCGCUCGUCGCAGCACGGCGCGGCGACGGUCGCCAACAUUCGCGCGCUGCCCAACCAGCAGCAGCUGCUGCUCUACUCCCUGACCAUCCUCUGCCCCCCGCUGGACGCCGAGGCGGGCGGCAGCGCGGGUGCUGGCGGCGGCGCCGCGCCUGCGCCGGGCGCGGGCCCGCAGAGCGCGGGCAAAGGCCGGUCAGCCUCCAGCCUGUGGGCCGACCUCACGCCCGGCCGCGGCGGCGGCGGCACCCCUCACUCGGCCGCGAAGCCCGUGCGUGCGCCCGCCGCGGCGGCCGGGACGGGGCGGCGGCUGUUCGGCGCGGGCGGCAAGGCGGGCGGCGGCGGCUCUGCCGGCGGCGGGACGCCCGGCACCGGCGGCCGGCGCCGCAAGGGGCCGCGGGGGUUUGGCGAUGCGGGCGGGACGCCCGCGGCGGCCGGCGGCGGCGGUGGCGGCGGCGGCGCGCGGCUGUCGCUGCGGGCGGGGCACGACGAGGUGCACCGGGCGCUGGCGGCCAACCCCGCGCUGCGGUGCCUCGUGGAUGGCGCCUGA